AUGGUUUCUCCCAAGAUCUUUGCUUCUUCCGACAUUGCAUGCAAAUAUGUUGCUGAUACUAUUAUAACCAAAAUCAACCAAUUCCAACCUACUGCUGAUAAGCCAUUUGUUCUGGGACUUCCUACUGGUUCGUCUCCUGAACCUGUCUACAAGUAUAUUAGAGAAGCUUAUAGUCAAGGAAAGGUCAGUUUCAAGCAUGUCGUCACAUUCAACAUGGACGAGUAUGUUGGACUAGGUAUUGAGUCGGAUCAGUCUUAUCACUACUUCAUGUACAAGCACCUUUUCAACCACAUUGAUAUUCCAAAGGAAAAUAUCAACAUCCUUAAUGGUCACACUGAUAACAUUGAAGCCGAAUGUGCUAGAUAUGAACAAAAGAUCAAGGAUAUUGGUGGUAUUCACCUGUUCUUGGGUGGAAUCGGUCCUAAUGGUCACAUUGCUUUCAACGAGGCCGGUUCUUCGGCUGAUAGUGUCACUCGUCAGAUCUCACUUGCUGACAGUACUAUCAAGGCCAAUUCUAGAUUCUUUGCUAGUCCCGAACUUGUUCCUCGAUCUGCUCUUACAGUUGGUAUUGCUACUGUAUUGGCUUCUGAAGAGGUUAUUAUUCUUGCAUUUGGACCUGCCAAGGCUAAGGCUGUCAAGCAUUCUCUUGUUGACGAGAUUUCAAGUUCUUGUCCCGGCAGUUUUAUGAGAUUGCACAAGCACUGUGAGUUUGUCAUGGAUGAGAGUGCUGCUUCUGAAUACACUCGUAGAUCAGAAACUGAGACCAGACUAUGA
Sugiyamaella lignohabitans is the source of this 774-nucleotide messenger RNA. RefSeq lists its product as uncharacterized. The record is from RefSeq and is a predicted model, not a curated record. Gene Ontology annotation, molecular function: identical protein binding; glucosamine-6-phosphate deaminase activity. Gene Ontology annotation, biological process: N-acetylglucosamine catabolic process; N-acetylneuraminate catabolic process; D-glucosamine catabolic process. Lineage: Eukaryota; Fungi; Ascomycota; Dipodascomycetes; Dipodascales; Trichomonascaceae. The transcript has a single exon. Bases 1 to 774 code for a protein of 257 amino acids. Gene Ontology annotation, cellular component: cytoplasm.